AUGCGUUGCCGCUCGCUGCCACCGCCACCGCCACCGCCACCGCCCACCGCCCACCGCCUACGCUGCCGCGCUGAGCCGCUGAGGGUCCCAGACUCCCAGUCAGGCGCACCGAGCGCAGAAGCCGCCAUGAAGCUGACCUGCUUGUCCGCCAGCGGUGGCGGCGGCGGCGGCUACCACUCGCCGGCGAGCCAUCUCCUGGAGCUGGAGGGGUUCCGCUUCCUCCUCGACUGCCCCAUCGACCUCUCCGCCCUCGCGGCCUUCGCCCCGGUGCCCCUCGCCGGUGACGCGGCGGGCCUCAUCCGCGCGGUGCCGCGCUACUGGUUGCCAGCGGCCGCGAAAGCAGGCGGCGUGGAUGCCGUGCUCGUGUCUUCCGCUACGGGGAUGCUUGGAUUCCCCUUCCUCACCGGGCUCCCUGGAUUCGCCGACACCAAGGUGCUUCCCCUGCUUCUGCUUCUUUCUCUUUCUCUCUCUGUGUAG
This is a messenger RNA of Miscanthus lutarioriparius, 477 nucleotides long. NCBI's taxonomy places the organism in Eukaryota, Viridiplantae, Streptophyta, Magnoliopsida, Poales, Poaceae. The record is from the annotation of a GenBank genome assembly.